AAUGGGUAUGAAACCGGGUCAACCCGGUUAAAACUUGGGACCAAAUUCGGGUUAUUCACCCGUUGGCGAAUAUAACUCCAUUUCCCGGUUCCCGCACUGUGAAGAGAGAGGUGGAUGUUCUUGAAAAUGGUACUGUGUCUACUCUCUACGAGCUUCACCGUUCCUUUACCCGUAAACAAGGGGUUGAAUAAUUUAGAUUAUGCUCUCACUAAAUUUACAAGGAAACCAACAAUUACUACAGCUCAAAAUAUUAUAGGAUCUUGCAUCUCAAAUAGACACAUAUUAUUCUCUGAAGGAAGAGGAAGCUGUCACCAUUGCUUCAUGUCAUUGGCAAGACUUCUACACGACUCAUACUCUUAUAAAGGGAAUGUAAAUUAUUACACUAAAAUAGUUAUAUCUGGUUAUUGGGUGGGCCCUGAUGUUGAUGAUGGCUGGGGAUUUGUGGAAGCUGUUAUUGAUCAAAUAACUUGAUCUUGUUUGUUUUGGACAAGAGUUGAUUUUGCUUAAUUUCUUAUAGAUGUAGGUCGCAGUGUGGCUCUUGGUAAGCUGUCCACUGUUUCUGGUUUUUAAAGGCUCCACAAACUAACUAUUUUUCCCCAGAAAAAUUGAGAUUAUCGUGUAUAAACGGCUACUGAAAAGACAUCUAAUACUGAAACAGUUGUUGAUGAAACAUUUUUUCAACUAUAAGUGAAUUCAGGUCAA
This is a messenger RNA of Medicago truncatula (barrel medic), 702 nucleotides long. RefSeq lists its product as uncharacterized. The record is from RefSeq and is a predicted model, not a curated record. Bases 115 to 471 code for a protein of 118 amino acids. Lineage: Eukaryota; Viridiplantae; Streptophyta; Magnoliopsida; Fabales; Fabaceae. The transcript is spliced from 3 exons.